CUUAAAUAUUCCUUUCGUCUUUUCUCGGCUGCGUUCGUCUUUCCUCGGUCUUAGCCCGAGUCUUCGGAUUUAAUCGGUCGGCUUCGUCGCCAAGCUUCCUUCAGUCUGGCGCGAGGCUUCGUAGGGUGAGGAUGUGCGCUUAUCGCUCCUCAAGAAACUCGCGAAAAUAAGUUAAAAAAAAAUAAGAGAUUCGGGAAAAUGUAGUGGAAUAGACUGUGCAGUGCAAUAAUAAUACAUUUAGGACAGUGAAAUAUUGUUAAAAACAGUGGAAAAAGGACUUGUAAGGUGAAAAAAGUGGAAUAGUUGACAAUGUGAAACACAUCAAUCCCCCCCAACCACCCACCUUCCCCGGCCAUGGCAGCAGCGAUACAACGCUUCGGCUAGGAGCCGCCAGCUGCUUACGAGGAGAGAGAGAGAGGCGUCGCCAACAAAGGGGCGUCACAAGGGGGCGGCGCAAGGCGGCAAAUGUCCUCGGACGAGGACAACGCGCUGCUGCUCAACGCCACGGCCAGUUUCUCGAAGAAAUCGGCGAAACGAACGCGGCAACGAGUGGACGCGGGCGAGCCGCGCAACUCGUACUCGUCGAUACCAAAUUUUACCUCCCGUCCGCAAUUCUACUUUCAGCAACAACAAUUUAAUUUUUUCGGUGGCGCACAGAAAAUGCUCAUAAGUGACUUGAGUCACAAUUUUAGUCAGAGUGACUUAAGUGCGCUAAGUGCUUUAAAAAGUGACUUAAGUCAUCGAUUGUGUCAAAGUGACUUGAGCGCGUUAAAAAGUCAUUCCCGGGACUUGAGUGACUUGAGCGCAUUGAAAAGUGACUUGAGUCAAAAUUGUGACUUGAGUGCGUUAAAAAGUGACUUAUUGCGUAGAAGUGACUUAAACGCGUUAAAAAGUGAUUUAAGUCAAAAUUUUAGCCAGAGUGACUUAAACGCGUUAAAAAGUGACUUAUUACGUCGUUCAAGUAAUUUGAAACAAAAUUGCGACUUGAAUGAGUUACGUCAAAAUUGUGAUGUAAGUGAAUUGAAAAGUGACCUAAGUCAUCAUUCCAGAAAUUUGAGCGACUUAAGUGACUUAAAUGCUUUAAAGAGUCAUUCCAGGAACUUGAGUCAAAACUGUGACUUGAGUACAUUAAAAAGUCAUUCCCGGGACUUGAGUGACUUGAAAAGUGACUUGAGUCAUCAAUUGAGACAUUCCAGAGACUUGAGCGAGCUACGUCAAAAUUUGAGUCAAAGUGACUUAGGCUGUCAAUUAAAUCAUUCCAGAGACUUGGGUCAAAAUUUGAGUCAAAGUGACAUAAGUCACUCCAGGGACUUGAGUCAACGUCAAAGUGACAUAAGUGACUUGAGUCUUCGAAGUGACCUUAGUGCGUUGAAAAGUGAUUUGAGUCGUCAAUUGCGUCGUUCUAGUGAGUUGAGCGAAUUGAAAAGUGACUUGAGCGAUCAAAGUGACUUGAGUGACUUGACCGACUUAAGUCGUCAAAAAAGUGACUUAAGUGAGUUACAUCGUCAAAAAACUGACUUGAGUAAAAAAAGUGACUUGAAUCGUCAGAAAAGCGACUUUAGUGACUUGAGCGAGUUGCGCAAUCUUCAAAGUGACCUAAGUCAAAAAAGUGACUUGAGCGAGUCGCAUCGUCAAAAAAGUGACUUGGGUCAAAUAAGCGACUUAAGCGAGACGCAACGUCAAAAAAGUGACUCAAGUCAAAAAAGUGAUUUAAGCGAAAUGCAUCGUCAAAAGAGCGACUUAAGCGACUUAGGCGAAAUGCCCCAAUCCAGAAGUGAAUUAGGUCACAUCCAAAAAAACGACUUAAAUCGUCAAAAAAUGACAGAAAAUGACUUAAACUGUCAAAAAAGUGACCUUAGUCACCAAAAUAGUGACUUAAGUCAAAGUGACUUAUUGCGCUAUUUGCAUCAAAAAAUGUCCGAAAAUCACCUAAGUCACCAAAAUAAUGACUUGAAUCAUCAAAAUAGUGACUUGAGUCAAAGCGACCUAAGUCACAUGUUACGCGACUUGUUACUAAAUCGUCAGUUUAAUAACAACAAUAACGAAAUUUUGGAAAAUUCGUCGCCGGCGCCUUCGCCCAAGUGCGAGCCACAAAGUCCGGCUCGGCCCGAGGACGCCAAGAAAGCAAGGGUUGAAAAUAUCGUUUCCGGCAUGAGUCAACAACAAGUCAACGGCUGCAAAAAACGCAAACUCUAUCAACCGCAACAGCACGCUUGCGACAGAUUCACUGACACUAAUGAUACUAAUGACACUUGUGACGUUGACAUUGACACCGAUGACGUAGAGGAGCCUUUAAAACAAAAAAAAGUUGAAAAGAAUCAAUUAAAGUCGCAAUUGAAGUCGAUGCAACAGCAAUUAGCGGAAAUGCAACUGAAGUACGCGCAGCUGUGUCAUAAAGUCGAAGAAAAUGACACUAAUGACGUCAGAAUGUCACCAACAGUCAACCGAAUGUCACCUACAGUCAACUGUCAAAUGUCACCAGUGUCGACAAAAAUGACAGAUUUGGAAGGAUUAGCGCAUGCGCUGAAAACGGAAAUUAACGCGAAUAUGUCCAAAUUAAUUGACACGAUUUUGUCGCGAUUUGUGCUCCAGCAAGCCAAACGUAAAAUUGUGCCGCCCCCGCCUCCCCCGUCGCAUAUGCAUCAGCAGCUUCAAUUUAAACCUCAAGGAGCGGCGCAUAUGCACCGAAUCAGUCACGCGCCGUUGUAUGGAAUGACGCACGCGCACGCGCCGCCUCCCCCUGAGCAGAAUGAGGCAUUGAGUUUGGUAGUUGCCCCCAAAAAAAAACGUCAUAAGGUAACCGACACUAGAAUCACUCCGAGGACGGUGAGUCGUAUUUUGGGCGGCGCGCAAGAGGGCGGCACAAUGUCGCCUCACCAAAUGGAACCUCAGGCAACCCCGGGGUCACCUCGGCCGCCUCCGCCGCCUUACCACCCGCCGCCGCCUCCGCCACCCAUUUUAACGCUUCCCACCUCCGUUGCCAUCCCCAACCCGGGAUUGCACGAGUCGCAGGUUUUUUCGCCGUAUAGUCCGUUUUUUCACGGCCCGCCCAGCCAUCACAUGGCGAUGCAGGCAUCGUCGUCGCCGCCCAGAAUGCACAAAAUCGAGCGUGAGUCACCGCCCGUUCACCAUCCGCCCACUUUGCUGCAUCCGGCGCUCCUCGCCGCCGCCCAGCACUCGCCCGACUACUCGCAUCAUAUGCGAGUCCAGCCGAACAUCGACGAUCGCGCUUCGGAUUGUAAUUCAGCCGAUGUCGUGUACGACGGACUGCAGCCUACUAUAUCCUUUUUAUGCAAAACUGAUUUUAGUAAAAGUUUUCAUAAUAAUUGUCAACAUCCAACGUCAAAUAUUUCCUUAACGCCGGAACACUCGUCAACGCUGACGCCGAUGCACCUCAGAAAAGCGAAACUGAUGUUCUUCUGGGUCCGCUAUCCAAGCUCGGCUGUUUUGAAAAUGUACUUUCCUGACAUCAAGUUCAACAAGAACAAUACGGCGCAGCUGGUUAAGUGGUUCUCGAAUUUUAGAGAGUUCUACUACAUCCAGAUGGAAAAGUACGCAAGACAAGCAGUUUCGGAAGGUGUGAAAAACGCGGACGACCUCCACGUAGGAGGUGACUCCGAAUUGUACCGGGUGCUCAAUUUGCACUACAACAGAAACAAUCACAUCGAGGUUCCUUCAAAUUUCCGUUUUGUAGUGGAACAAACGCUCAGGGAAUUUUUCAAAGCCAUCCAAGAGGGCCGAGACGCCGAACAAUCAUGGAAAAAAUCAAUUUACAAAAUCAUAUCGAGAAUGGACGAUCCCGUUCCAGAAUACUUUAAAUCGCCAAAUUUCCUCGAGCAGCUCGAGUGACCUUCCGAAGGUGACGAAGGGCAAAAGACAGUUCAACCACAACCACCUAUCGGUAGCGUAUGGUACUAAAAAAACUGCUCUGUUUAUAAUAUGAAUAUUAAUAACUAAUAAUAAUUUACACAAACAAACAAACAAAACAGCGAAUCGGUGACGUAUUUAUAAAUAGAUAAAUAUUAUAGGGCUGUCAAAAUAAUGUUGUUGGACAAUGAUGGGACAAUUAUUGAUGCCCCAAGAUAAUAUUAAAUGGCGAACAGUGAAAAAUCAAUAAUAAUUGAAAUAAAAUCCGGAUUUUUGUAUAUUAUAAAGAAAAUAACAAUAAUCGAGCCAAGCAAGUUCAAAAUCUGCACCAACUUUUUUUAUUAAUUUUAAUUGGCCACUGUAAACUGGCCAACUGGGUUUGUUUUAUUUUCCAUAAAAACUGUAUAUAAUACUGUAUAUAACGUUUUUUAACCAAAGGUUAUUAUUAAGGGCGAGAUUUUUAUAUGCAGAUGCGUAUAAAAAAAAAACUUGCCCUAAAGUAAUUUUUUUGCUAGUCGUUGAAUUAAACUUUAGUUUUUGUUUUUAAUUAAAAAAUGUCAUUGUACUUUGGUGAUAAUCAAGAACAUUCCAAAAUUAUUUCAUUUCUUUCUUUGUAUGUGUUCAAUGACAUUUAGUUAAACAUAAUUUGCACAUUAAAUAAUUAUUUAGGGAGUCUCCAAAACCACUAAUAUACAAAAUUACAAAAAGUUACCCUCUGAGAGGUGAGAUUAUUGAAAUUUGAAAAUGUUGCCAAUAAUAGCUUGCGGAGAGGAACAGAAAAUUGCAAAGGUUUUUUGUAUAAGCUUGCAUAUUAAUUUGUUUUCGAGACACCCUGUAUAUUAAAUUUUAUGUGAUUUAUUAUUAAGUAGAUAUGCCAGUGAUUUUUAUUUUAGUUUUGUAUUUUUCUGCUAAAAAUAAUGGAAGAAACUUUAAAAUGAAUUAUUAUUUGCAAUUAGUCCAACCGUCCGCUGGACCAAGGACGCAAUUCUUUAUCUUAAAGUUUCUUCACAAUUUUUCUUAUAAUUUUUUUUUUAUGUCUAGUUGCUAUUAUGAUUUAUUUAUUUUUUUGCAUGUCUGCUUAAUACUUAUUAUUUAUAAUUAUUUAUUUCACUAUUUAGCACAGUUUUUAUUUAGGGUAGUUAGGUUUUUUUUUAAACACGAUCUCCUUAUUUUGAUUUUAAUCACGUGUGAGCAAC
Ceutorhynchus assimilis (cabbage seed weevil) is the source of this 5063-nucleotide messenger RNA. NCBI's taxonomy places the organism in Eukaryota, Metazoa, Arthropoda, Insecta, Coleoptera, Curculionidae. The record is from the annotation of a GenBank genome assembly.